AUGAGCUGGAACAUGGCACUGCUGGGAAGGUCCUGCUUGUUGGCUGUGAAGAAGGUUUGGUUUACUUAGUGGCUGUGGAGAGUCGCUCUCUCAUGGGCUCAUUCUCACUUGGUGCAGCAGUCCUCUCUGUGUGUUGGGCCUCUUCCACUCUAGGGGUCGUGGGCUUGAGUAAUGGCUGCCUGGAUGUCGUUGAUGCUGCGACACUUACAACUCGACCUUUGGCUCACCACAGUGCCUCACCAGUGGAGAGUUUGACUCCUCAUGCAGGAGGAGUGUUGGCUGGAAGACGGGAUGGCACCUGUCAGUUCUACACUCUGGAUGGCUCAAGUCCAUACCAGCUCACUGGCUCUGACUGUGAUCCUAUUUACAAAAUUUCUAGUGACUCUAAUUAUAUUUAUACAGCAUGCAGGGAUGGAGUAAUUAGAAAGUAUAGGAGCAGGGAUAUAAAUGUCUGAGUUGGAACAAGAAGCAUUGAGUAGCAUUAAAUGUUUGAAUGCCAGAACAUACACAAGAUUUAUUAAUACAGUAAAUAAAUCCUCUGUAGAUGUUCAAUAUGGGGAAAGAAUUGGGUGCAUGGGUGAACUAUCAUGAGGAAGAAAAUGGAAAUAUGUAAGAGCAAUAAUUCACAUUUAAUAAAUUGCACAUACA
Cherax quadricarinatus is the source of this 648-nucleotide messenger RNA. NCBI's taxonomy places the organism in Eukaryota, Metazoa, Arthropoda, Malacostraca, Decapoda, Parastacidae. The record is from RefSeq and is a predicted model, not a curated record.